Messenger RNA from Orcinus orca (killer whale), 1971 nucleotides. RefSeq names its product maestro (gene MRO). Lineage: Eukaryota; Metazoa; Chordata; Mammalia; Artiodactyla; Delphinidae. Bases 105 to 851 code for a protein of 248 amino acids. Gene Ontology annotation, cellular component: cytoplasm. The record is from RefSeq and is a predicted model, not a curated record. The transcript is spliced from 7 exons.
GGCCCCGAGCUUGUUUAAAGAACAGCGGUGCUCCUGGAGGUAGUCACUUUGCCUUUCAUCAGGAUGAGUUCUGAGGGAGAAGCCUCAGCACCCAGCUCAGUUCCAUGGACCAAACACAGAAAAGAAUGCUGGACCAGCCCCUUUGCAUCCCCACUGCCCAGCCCAAGAAGAAAAGGACAUCAGUGAUAUCUUUCUUUUCCAAGGUCUCUUGGAAACUGAGCCUCCAGAAGCAGGAGCCUCUGAAGAAUGUGUCUUUCAACUUGGCAGAGAGAGCCUGGGACCCCAGUUUUAAAAAGCGUCAUAUGGCAAUGAGAAGCCUAGGAACUAUGGCCUGUGAGACCCCGGACAAGGUGAGAAAGUAUAAAAUGAUUGUCCUGGACCUGCUGGUGCAUGGACGGUAUGACCCCAUGAGUUCUGAAGUCAUCCACGAGAGCCUGAAGACCCUGACCAUCAUGCUGGGCAGGAUCCAGGGGAAAGGCUUUGGCUCCUUCUUCAUAGACAUCACCCUUCGGACCAGGACUUUGUUAGAUGAUGAGAAUGACAGCCUGAGAUACUCGGCCUUUGUCUUGUUUGGGCAACUGGCUGCCUUUGCUGGGCGGAAAUGGAAGAGAUUUUUCACCCGUCAGGUGAAGCAGACUCAGGAUUCUCUCCUGAGCCAUUUACAGGAUAGGAAUCCCCAGGUUGCCAAGGCUUGCAAAACAACUUUUCGAGCCUGUUCUCCGUAUCUGAGACAAAGGAAGGACUACAGCUUCCAGAGUGAAGAGGACCAAAGGAACCCUAAACUCUGCCGGCAGCUGAGCCACUAUCAUCCAGAGCUCCUGCAGUUCUUCUAUGCAAAUAAAAUCCUGUAAACACAGAGCAGCGGGGAAAUGGUUCCAGUGAACACAUUGCUGGGGGCUGAUAUUCCCCCUUUUAACUCUUUGGAUACUUCUGCUGCUUCUUGUGAUUAUGAUAGAAAAGGGGGUGUUGGGAGAGCAAUUGAUGGCAAAAAAUAAUACUGUGGAAUUGUAUAAUUACACCAAAGUACAUUCUAAAUAGCUUUUAUAUGUCUCAUUUUCUCCCCACACAAAUUUGAUGAGAAGGUGCAUGCUUUAAAACAUUUAAAGUAUAUGUAGAUUCAGUGCUUAUUUCUCAGCUAUUUUCUUCUUAAGGAUAUCUCUGUCACCAAUUUUUAUUUUUAAUUUUACUUUUAAUUUCUAAGGCUUAGGAGAAUAACUACUACCUGAAGUGUUUUUUUUUUUUUUUUAAUCUGCUAUUGAUACUUUGGCAUUUGCUAUUAAUACCUUUUUUUUUUGGCGGUACUCCGGCCUCUCACUGCUAUGGCCUCUCCCAUUGCGGAGCACAGGUUCCGGAUGCUCAGGCUCAGUGGCCAUGGCUCACGGGCCCGGCCGCUCUGCGGCAUGUGGGAUCCUCCCGGACUGGGGCACGAACCCGUGUCCCCUGGAUCGGCAGGCGGACUCUCAACCACUGCGCCACCAGGGAAGCCCAACACCUUUUCUUGGCGAGACCUAUUUAAAGUUGGCCAAGGUACCAAGACGUUGGUGUGGAGGGGGAUCAUUAGCUUCUCAUCAUCUUCAACAGUCAGUGCCUCCAAGAUCAUUCCAAACAAGAAUUAAUAAAGAGAAAAAAAAUCGAUGAACAUGUGUUGAAAAACCUCAAGUUAGUGGUAAUGUGUGGAAUAAUAAUAAUGAAUAACAUACAUUAAGAAUGUUUGUAGUUUACUGGGCACUCUCUAAGCGCUUUGCGAGUAUUACUUAAUACAGCAAGCUGUGAGAAAGGUACUAUUACUACCCUCAUUGUGUAGGUGAGAAAACUAAGGCACAGGGAAAUUGACCAAGAUGACCAGUAAUUGAUGGAGCUGGAAUUCAAACCCUGAUUUCUGGAGCCUACGUUCAGUCAUCGUGUGAUACUGCCUUGUUAUGGAAUAAUUGACGGAUGGUUAAAAAUGUAAAAAAAUAAAAGAAAUUUUAA